CUAUUUUGAUUCAUAUAAAGAAAAAGAUAUGCCGAAAAUAAGCGUAAAACGUAAGCUUAAAAAACUUUACCAGGAGAUCUUCGUGUAUGAUUUGUUAACGUUGGAAAUUUGCGAUGAAAUUGAUGAAAAUAAACUAAAAAGGGAAGACGAAAUUUGGGAAGACUUCACGUUAUCAAUGUGCGUUUUGGGACAAGUUCGGUAUGGGUGUCCAUUUAUUCACCAUUCGGUUCCCAAGUCCGUGCACUUCACCCAAAAUAUUUUGUCAAACCUCGACGAUGAUAGAUUUCGACAAAUUGCUCGAGUGAGCAAGCCCUCAUUUGACGCGAUAUUAGAAUUAAUAAAAAACGAUGAAAUUUUCAAUGGUCCACGUUCUUGCAAGCAAUUUUCUGUAGAAGCACAACUCAUAAUUGUUUUGUAUCGAUUGGGUUCAAGUGGAGAAGGAGCAUCAAUAAGCAAAAUUGCAAGGCUGUUUGGUGUAAGUGACGGCGGAGUAAUACAGAAUAUGACUAAUAGAGUAUUCCACGCGAUUCUGAAAUUAAAAACCAAAUUUUUGUACUGGCCGGACGCUGCCGAACGUAAGAUCUUAGCCGCAGAAACCUUUGAAGAGCUACCACAUUGUGUUGGUUAUGUUGAUGGCACUGAAGUUAAAUUAGCCGAAAAACCGUCUGAAGAUCCAGAAUCUUAUUUCUCGCGAAAACAUAUGUACUCGUUAAAAGCUCAAGCAAUCUGCGACUAUAGGCUACGUAUACGACAUUUGGUUCUGGGAUAUCCAGGCAGUGUACACGACGCCAGAACUUACAACAAUUGUAGCUUGACUACCAGAACAACACAAAUGCUCACAGGGGCAGAAUGGUUAGCGGGUGAUAGUGCUUAUAAAUUAAGCAGCACUCUUAUAACUCCCUUCCGAAGUAAUUCAACGGACGCCAAUGUACAGCAGCGAAAUUCGUUCAACAAAACGUUUAGCAAGUAUCGUAUAAGAAUUGAGCAUUGCUUCGGUUUAUUAAAAGAACGCUUUAAUAGUUUGAAAGAGUUAAAGUUGCAUAUUAAAAAUGAUUCUUCAGUUAAAAUGGCUUGUCGAUGGAUACUGGUUUGCGCAGUUCUACACAAUAUUUUAAUAGUUCAAAGAGACGAGAGUUUUGAAGUAGCAGAAGAAAAUGAAUAUGUCGACAGUGAAGACGGAUAUGUCAACAAUGAAGACGAACCGGAAAAUCAUGUCAGUUCUCAUGACGGUGAAGCCAAACGACGUGCGCUGCUGUCAAUAAUAUUACAAGCUCAUUCUUAAGACAAUAUUUCGAACAAAUUUUGCUUCGCGUCUUCUUUUCUUCGCUUUCUGAGAUUCAAUAGCACUUGUAUAAAGAAGUUAAACAUUGGUACUGAAGGCUGCUAUCAAAUUUAUUACAAUAAAACUAAGCAAUUUUUAUUGAAAUAUGCAUACAUAUAUACUUAUGUAAUAAACGUUUAAACAACA
Molecule: messenger RNA, 1468 nt
Organism: Rhagoletis pomonella (apple maggot)
Lineage: Eukaryota; Metazoa; Arthropoda; Insecta; Diptera; Tephritidae
Product: putative nuclease HARBI1
Exons: 3
Coding region: 29-1282 (417 amino acids)
Source: RefSeq, a predicted model, not a curated record